Guyanagaster necrorhizus is the source of this 1856-nucleotide messenger RNA. RefSeq lists its product as uncharacterized. The transcript is spliced from 5 exons. The record is from RefSeq and is a predicted model, not a curated record. Gene Ontology annotation, biological process: N-glycan processing to lysosome; carbohydrate phosphorylation. The coding region runs from base 1 to 1761 and encodes 586 amino acids. Gene Ontology annotation, cellular component: Golgi apparatus. Lineage: Eukaryota; Fungi; Basidiomycota; Agaricomycetes; Agaricales; Physalacriaceae. Gene Ontology annotation, molecular function: UDP-N-acetylglucosamine-lysosomal-enzyme N-acetylglucosaminephosphotransferase activity.
AUGGAUAUUGUCUGGUCCUGGGUAAAUGGAAGCGACCCUUUGCACGUUGCAGCACUUUCUGAAGCCGAGCACGCGCUGAGUUACGCCACCUCGAAACCCAAACUCUACCGGGAUCAUGAUGAGCUCAGACACUCCAUGCGUUCCGCUCUUGCAGCCUUCCGCAAUGGCGCUGGUAACUUCCAUCUCCUCACAUCAGAUACGCAGGCGCCCUCGUCUGAGUUUUCAUCUCAGCUGCGGUACGGCCAGAUACCCCAAUGGCUCUCUGCAUCGGAUUGGAACGACCACAACGUCUCACUUGUUAUCCGCCACCAUUCCCAGUUCUUCUCACCCCAGGCAUAUGCUGGUCCCACCUUUAACAGUUUUGCAAUCGAGUCACAAUUGGGACACCUCUGUAAUGUGUCGGAGAACUUCAUAUACAUGAAUGACGAUUUCUUCUUCGUGGGGCCGGUGUACCCGGAGGACUUCUAUACGCCACUUUACGGUCCCGUACUGAGGUUCCAGUAUGAUAUUGCCGUCUCUCCGCAUAAUCCUUCCAAGGCUUCUGGCGAUGGAGAAUGGCGUCCGCUAGAUUAUAGCAGUCAUUUGCUGUCGAAGCGUUUCGGCUCGCGUCCAAGACUUUACAUCGUCCAUGCACACAAGUCGAUCAGCCUUCCCAUUAUGCACGAGAUGGCUGCGGGAAUGUGGGCGAAGGAGUUUGAGGCCACCGCCCACCGACCCUUCCGCGGAAUGAAUGGACAUGGAGACGAUGUUCAUCCGGGUUUUUUGUUCAACAAUUACCUGAUUGAUCGGGCCCGAGAGGCGCUAUUGUGGUCUUGGGUAAUAGGUCGUAUCGGUGGGAGCGGAACGCCAUCUGAUAACGCUGGCGGUGACGGGAACGAAGACCUAUGGAUACCAGGCGUGCACGGGCGCCGAGCAUGGGGGGAGCUAGGCGGUAAUUUGGAUGACACCAGGAUAAGAGUUCAGCAACCGAUUCGGGAGACCCUAGAUCAAGAUCGUGUAGAAGGGGCAGUUCAGUCAAGCCGGGAAAACGGGAUGCAGAGCCAGUACAAAUUUUCUUCUCAAGACGGAUGUCCACUGCAGUAUACUACCCCAAACUUACCUGGAUCGCCGCCUCGCCUGGCCACGAAUCCUCAUUUUAAGGGUUACUCGGCCCGCGCGGCUCCGGAAUGUGAGAUAACAUGGAGUGAGUGCUUCGAGAAGGCAGGGAAGCCCAUCAGGAGUGCCAGUAGCAUGUUCGUUCACGUCGCAUUCGAGAAGUUUCGGUGUGGGGAUUGCAUCAUUCGCGCGCUGUUGAACGUCUCGGGACCUCUGGGUAUAUCCGAGUUUCUUCCGUCACCUGAUAGGACGGUGUCCGUAUCGCAUAGCCUAGCAGACUAUGUCCCGACAACAGCACCCCCGCAUCUUCCAUUAGCGUCUGACUACAAGGAUAUCAACUUUUCGUUGGAUUCUGUAAUGGGGCCAUGGCUGGCGGAGGUGUCUAUUCGCCGAGGACGCGGAGCAGCUGUGAAUGUCAGGGAAUGGACAAUGAUGGUGAUACAGCGAUAUCGUUAUGUUGUCGGAGAGCUCGGAACAAGAUUCGCGUCAAUAACGACUGUGGGAUCUGCGCGUAGCCAGCUUAAGAGUCUCAAAGAUAACGCAGAUUUGAGACUGGUAUGUAUCAAUGAUGACUUGGAGAGCCCAUCGAGUGUAGUUGAGGUAAACGAUAUAUUACAUAGAUUUUUCGAAGAGAAAUGGCCCUUACCCGCCGUUUGGGAAGCGUAAUUCAUUUCCAUGCUAAUUUAUAUCAAUAGUCUGUAUACCAACCUGUACUUCAUACCCUAGCUUGCAAACCAAUGACUAUAAUUGGUAGGGAAAGG